AUGGCAGCUCCACUCUCGCACCCCCAGAUCGAAAACGGUUGGUUCAUGGAGAAGUCCACCAUGUGGCCCGGACAGGCCAUGUCUCUUAAGGUCGAGGAGAUCCUCCACAUUGAGAAGUCCCAGUUCCAGGACGUCCUCGUAUUCCAGUCUGCCAACUACGGUAACGUCCUUGUCCUCGAUGGUGUUAUCCAGGCCACUGAACGUGAUGAGUUCUCAUACCAGGAGAUGAUCACUCAUCUUGCCAUGAACUCUCACCCCAACCCCAAGAAGGUUCUUGUUAUUGGUGGUGGUGAUGGUGGUGUCUUGCGUGAGGUUGUCAAGCACGAGUGUCUUGAGGAGGCUACUCUGGUUGACAUUGAUGAGGCCGUUCCCCGUGUCUCCAAGAAAUAUUUGCCAAACAUGGCCAUUGGUUUCCAACACCCUAAGGUCAAGGUUCACAUUGGCGAUGGUUUUGCUUUCUUGAAGGACAAGAUCAACCAGUACGAUGUCAUUAUCACUGAUUCUUCUGAUCCCGAUGGUCCUGCCGAGUCUUUGUUCGGUGCCGACUUCUUCCACCUCCUCAAGGCUGCCUUGACUGAAAAGGGUGUCUUCAGCACCCAGGGUGAGUGCAUGUGGCUUCAUUUGCCCUUGAUCCGCAAGGUCAAGGACUUCUGCAAGGCUUUGUACCCCCAGGUCGAGUAUGCCUAUACUUCAAUCCCCACUUACCCCAGUGGUCAGAUUGGUCACAUCAUCUGCUCCAAGGAUGCUGAGUCCAACCUUAGACAGCCCUUGAGAAAGUGGACUCCCGAACAAGAAGAUAAGAUGUUGCGUUACUACAACUCUGAGGUUCACAAGGCUGCAUUCAUUUUGCCUCAGUUUGCCAAGAAGGCUUUGUACGAGUAAAUCUUUGAAGUCCAAUAAAAAUAAAUCAAAUAUAUAUACAAC
This is a messenger RNA of Phycomyces blakesleeanus NRRL 1555(-), 924 nucleotides long. RefSeq lists its product as hypothetical. Gene Ontology annotation, biological process: spermidine biosynthetic process. Gene Ontology annotation, cellular component: cytosol. The transcript has 4 exons. NCBI's taxonomy places the organism in Eukaryota, Fungi, Mucoromycota, Mucoromycetes, Mucorales, Phycomycetaceae. The coding region runs from base 1 to 882 and encodes 293 amino acids. The record is from RefSeq and is a predicted model, not a curated record. Gene Ontology annotation, molecular function: spermidine synthase activity.